UUUUCUCAAAUCUUCCACCAGGGAAUAGAGUAUCUGAUAGAUCACAAUCAACUCGAAAACACCUCCCAGGAUGUAGCACAGUUUCUAUACAAAGAAGAGGGUUUGAAUAAAACUGCCAUAGGGGAUUAUUUAGGAGAAAGGAAUGACUUCAACAUGGAAGUACUCGACUCCUUCGUGUCACUUCAUGACUUCACAGAUUUAAUCCUGGUGCAGGCACUCAGGCAGUUCUUGUGGAGCUUUCGUCUGCCAGGAGAAGCUCAGAAAAUUGAUAGAAUGAUGGAAAAAUUUGCUCAGCGUUAUUGUCAGUUGAAUCCUGAAGUUUUUAGUAACACUGAUACUUGUUAUGUGCUGUCGUUUGCUGUUAUCAUGUUAAAUACUUCGCUGCACAAUCCUAGUGUCAAGGAUAAGCCAUCUGUUGAACAGUUUAUCAACAUGAACCGAGGAAUCAACAAUGGCGGUGACUUACCGAGGGAGUUAUUGGUGAGUCUGUAUGAUAGCAUCAAACAAGAGCCCUUUAAGAUUCCAGAAGAUGACGGGAAUGAUUUAAUGCACACAUUCUUUAAUCCUGACAGAGAAGGUUGGCUUUGGAAGCAAGGUGGAAGAUACAAAAGCUGGAAAAGAAGGUGGUUUAUAUUGAAUGACAAUUGUCUGUACUACUUUGAAUAUACCACUGUAAGUCUUUUUGAUUGAAAUAUUAUGUGCACUGUAAAGUGUAUUUCAUAUGAAUUCACAUGCUCUGGGGGGUAGGUUGGGAUUUUAAAAAAAAGCCUAGUGUUGUCAAACUAAAAGUAGAAAAACGGUGCUUGGCUCCAGUCUAGCUAUAGCUUGUUGUGUGAUUU
This is a messenger RNA of Limulus polyphemus (Atlantic horseshoe crab), 839 nucleotides long. RefSeq names its product cytohesin-2-like. Gene Ontology annotation, molecular function: guanyl-nucleotide exchange factor activity. Gene Ontology annotation, biological process: regulation of ARF protein signal transduction. The transcript has 6 exons. The coding region runs from base 154 to 690 and encodes 178 amino acids. The record is from RefSeq and is a predicted model, not a curated record. Lineage: Eukaryota; Metazoa; Arthropoda; Merostomata; Xiphosura; Limulidae.